GCUUCCACUUUUUUAUUGUCAAUAAAUACUUAAGAAGUGAGCGGCAAUUCGCAACUAUCUCGUAUUUCACAUUUAAAAAACACUUAGUACUUCUCUACAGUUUUGAUCGUCAUGACUGAGUCAGUUGAGUCAAAAAUUGAUUUGCAGGAGAAGGAUGUAGACAAUCUUGAGGCGGUCGACAGCGAGGCUGGCGUUUACAGCACAGAUGAUGAACAGAAUCAACCCGAAUUCUCAGGAAUAUGGGGUUUUUUUGCCAAGAACGCGCAUGUUCUAGUAAAGUUGAUACAACUCGUCCUAGCAGUAGGUUGGAUAGUUUACCUCGGUUUCGCCAUCUCUAUGGACUUCGACUGCGCACUCCCAUGGCUCGUCAUCACGUGCGUCGGCGUUGGGUGGCAUCUAUUCUUCCGCUUCCCAUACCCAAUGCUUUUGGAGAAGCCCUUGGGUAAAGCGUAUGAUGCCAUGAUUACGUGGAUGUCUGAGCACAAGAAAAUUUGUUACAUUUUCUUCGGAUCAUUGUUCCCAACUGUCAUCGUGGUCAUCUGUCUCGUAAACCAAAUCUGGAACGAGCCCCUUCGAAUUGUUUCAAUCUGCGGAUACUUCGUAUACAUCCUAAUGAUGUGGGGAAUGUCUAUUUUCCCAAAACGUGUCAAUUGGCAGCUGGUUCUUGUUGGAUUCUCUCUCGAGAUUGUUUUCGGUCUUGUCAUCCUUGGUACCUCGUGGGGACAGGCCGCCUUCUCAUAUGUCGGUGAAAUUAUCGCGAAAUUCCUUGCUUUCUCGUAUGAAGGAUCCAUUUUCGUAUUCGGUGAUGGCUACCAAGAACAUUUCUUCGCCUUCUCUGUGCUGCCCACAGUCUGUUACUUCUCUGCCUUUGUGUCUCUCAUGUACUACUAUGGAGUAAUUCAAUGGGUCAUUGCUGGUCUUGGUGCUGGUAUGCGCGUUACAAUGGGUACGAGUGGUUCAGAGUCUCUUUCCGCCGCUGGUAACAUCUUCGUUGGACAGACUGAGGCUCCUCUGCUCAUUCGUCCAUUCCUUCCCGAUAUGACGAGGUCAGAGAUUCAUGCUGUUAUGACCGGUGGUUUCGCCACGAUUGCCGGUGGUGUCAUGGCUGCCUAUAUCGGUAUGGGUAUUGAUGCCGCUAGUUUGUUGUCUGCCUCCGUUAUGGCGGCACCCACAGCCCUGGCUAUGUCCAAGCUGGUGUACCCCGAGACUGAACGCUCCUUGACCAAGGACAACGUCGAAUUCAAAAUGGAGAUGGAUAAGGAACAGAAUUUCAUUGAGGCCAUUUCUAAUGGUGCCUCCGCAUCCAUCCCACUUAUGGCCAACAUCGGUGCCAUGUGCAUUGCUUUCAUCUCACUUUUGGCAUGUCUAGAUUCUAUUCUAGGAAACCUUGGAGGCUGUGUCGGGAUCCCCGACUUGUCAUUUGACCUUUUAUGCGGUUACGUGUUCUAUCCCUUUGUAUUGCUUAUGGGUGUCCCUCCCGAAGAUGCCUUGGCUGUUGCCACACUGCUGGGUCAAAAGACCUUCAUCAACGAGUUCAUCGCCUACGACACACUUGCUCAGUACCAGAAGAACAGAGAAGAGGCCAUCCCUGAUUCCACUACUAUCUCCCCUCGUUCAGAGAUGAUCGCUACGUUCGCCCUAUGUGGUUUUGCCAAUCUGGGAUCGAUGGGUAUCCAAUUGGGUGGUCUGACUCCUCUUGCUCCUCACAGAGCACCUGACUUUGCUCGAAUCGUUGGCCGUGCUCUCAUUACUGGAACUAUUGCUUGCUUCGCUAAUGCUUGUAUCGCUGGUUGGUUAUCUGAUAUUCCUCAGGCUUACGAGCUUGGCGUAACAUACGAUUAUUAGAGUCGCACCUAUACAUGCGAUGCGUAGAUACACGUUCUAUAAUAUACAAAUAUAAUAAAUUACCUAUUAAGUAACUACAA
Molecule: messenger RNA, 1925 nt
Organism: Sphaeroforma arctica JP610
Lineage: Eukaryota; Ichthyosporea; Ichthyophonida
Exons: 5
Coding region: 112-1845 (577 amino acids)
Biological process (GO): nucleoside transmembrane transport
Cellular component (GO): membrane
Molecular function (GO): nucleoside:sodium symporter activity
Source: RefSeq, a predicted model, not a curated record